Messenger RNA from Notolabrus celidotus (New Zealand spotty), 6441 nucleotides. It is a transcript of the gene bcl11bb, whose product is annotated as BAF chromatin remodeling complex subunit BCL11B b. Gene Ontology annotation, cellular component: nucleus. The transcript has 3 exons. Bases 861 to 3380 code for a protein of 839 amino acids. Gene Ontology annotation, biological process: positive regulation of transcription by RNA polymerase II. Gene Ontology annotation, molecular function: DNA-binding transcription factor activity; RNA polymerase II cis-regulatory region sequence-specific DNA binding. The record is from RefSeq and is a predicted model, not a curated record. NCBI's taxonomy places the organism in Eukaryota, Metazoa, Chordata, Actinopteri, Labriformes, Labridae.
UCUUUCAUCGUGUGAGUCAACAAGAAGUAGCCUCGACACUGGAGGAAACUAGGAAACAUUGGACCUCUGCUUGUUGGACGAGAAGGAGGAGGAGGUGUCUUGUCUGCCCGCCUGCUCUCUCUCUCUCUCUCUCUCUCUCUCUCUCUCUCUCUCUCUCUCUCUCUCUCUCUCUCUCUCUCUCUCUCUCUCUCUCUCUUUCCCCAUUUCUCUCUCUCUCCCUCUCUCUCAAUCAGCGAGGCUACUGCCACCAGAGCCAAGAGUUGCCGUUCCGCGCACCGAUGCCAAAACGCACAGGAGGAGUCAGUGCCAAAGGGUCAUUUUAGCGCACCGCUGCUGAAAAGGAAGGACUGUAGGGAAUCGUAGAAUAAACAGCAGCAUUUUGACCCCAGAUGAUACAAUCAUAUCAUUAGAAUAAAGGAAAGAAUUGAGGGGAAGGAGCCAAAUAAGACUCUGUAUACGCAUCACCGGUGGAGCCACCGCGGUCGCUGCAGAGGUGGGCAGUCCGGGAUUUUUUAUCUUCGAAAGGUCAUUGCAGAAACAUACCUGCGCGUUUAUCAGCUCACCGGCCGCCACUGCCUCUUAAAUCUCAACUUUGGCUUCCUCAAUCCAGGUGUUGCUUCCUGAAAAGACGCUGCGUGCAGGACAUUGUGGACACACUGCUCUUCCAUCCUUCUUGCGCUCCUGUCCGACUCCUCUUUUACCUUUACCACGCGCCUCAAAGUUGUCAGACUGUGAACAGUUGAGGGAUUAGGAAAAAAGGGGGAAAGUUUGUCACCUGAGCUCCAGAGAGGACCGACACCACGGUCCAAGCCGACUCCAAGUGCCGUUCACCGGGCGAUGCCAGAGUAAAUGCCGGGGCAAUGUCCCGCCGCAAGCAGGUGAACCCACAGCACUUAUCACUGACGCACAGGGAGACAAUACAAGCAGACGCCAAUCAUGACUCAGGGGCGGGAUCUCCUUCUCCAGAGCCGUCCAGCCCCAGCCCGAGGAGAGUGGGACCCGGGGAGCAUGACCUCCUGACCUGUGGCCAAUGCCAGACCAACUUCCCUCUGGGUGAAAUCCUGGUUUUCAUCGAGCACAAGCGUCGUCUGUGCCGAGGGUUGGGGAGCAGACCAGGCACCUACUCAAAACCAGGGGAAAGUGGCGGGCUAGCGGGAAUCCAUAUCUCUCCUAGGGCCCGGUCACUGGAGCUGGGCAGAGGGUCCAUUCCGGUGGAGGUGGGCAUCCAGGUGACCCCUGGAGGGGAGGACGAUGACCAUAGAAGGAUGACACCGGCGAGGGGAAUCUGCCCCAAACAAGAAAGAGGAGAUAAGAAUGAGCCAUCCAGCUACAUCUGCACUACCUGCAAGCAGACUUUCACCAGCGCCUGGUUCCUGCUCCAGCACGCCCAGCACACUCACGGCAUCCGCAUCUAUCUGGACAACCACCCAAUCAACUGCUCCCUUACUCCCCGCAUGGCUCUGCCUCCACCACCCUGCCCUGAUGCCCUGGCCCGCUCCCCUCUCCCCACUUUCCUUGGUGACACCAACAACCCAUUCCACCUCCUCCGCAUGGCUGCGCCCCUGCUCAGGGAACAUCCCCCUCCCCCAGGGUACUUGGAGACCCGGCUGCCUGCGACACCACCCUUUAUCAGCCCCCCUCCACCCCCUAGACCUCCCCUAGAGCGGCUGGGCCCAGAGGAGAUGGGGCUGCUGUCACAGCACCCCAGUGCCUUUGAGAGGGUGAUGCGGCUGGCCCCCAUGGACCCUCCAUCCAUGGACUUCUCUCGACGCCUGAGGGAGCUAGCCGGCAACACGACCAAUAAUGGUGGGCCAACACCUCCUCUUUCCCCCAACCGCGUGCCACCUAUGCACCGCUUGUUGAGUCCAACGCUAUUCCAGCCUGGUGCUAAGCCUCCAACAUUUCUAACCUAUUCCCCACAGCCGCCAACUUCUCAGGGGGGACACGGUUCUUCAAGUCCUCCAGAUCCACAGGGACAGAACCAGACCCCAGGCAAGUCCAAGUCCUGUGAGUUCUGUGGCAAGAUCUUCAAGUUCCAGAGCAACCUGAUUGUCCACAGACGCAGUCACACGGGAGAGAGGCCGUACAAGUGUCAUCUGUGUGAUCACGCCUGUUCCCAGGCCAGCAAGCUCAAGAGGCACAUGAAGACACAUAUGCACAACAAAUCUGGGUCCAUGAGUGGCUCCCCAGAGCAGGGAAACAGAGGAGAGGGAGGAGAGGGGGAAGAAAAGAGUAGGGAGGGGGAUUCAAGCAGAAUGGUGAUGGACAAUGAGGAGGAGGAGGAGGAAGAGGAGGAAGAAGAAGAGGAAGAAGAGGAAGAGGAGGAGGAAAUGAGGAAUGGAAGUCGGCCAGAUUCCAACUUAAGUGAGGACUCUCAGGAGUUCCGCCCAAAUCGGGAGAACGGCCCAAGGCAGUCUCCCGUGGAGAAGCCCCUGAGCGGGGACAGAGAAAAUGACAGUGGCGGGGUGGGCAUCAUUCACCCGUAUAACCACCUGGACAAUCACCUGAGACUAAACCCCAACAAGAGAAGCAUGGAGAGACAACCCAACGGAGAUGGAGGAGAGAGGGGUGAAGCAGAAAGAGGCAGAGACAACGAGAGGGUGCAGGACAGAGAGCGAGAGCGAGAAGAGGAGGAUGAGCACAGGCCCCUGAUGAACGGCAGAAUCAGUGUAUCCGAAGCAGACUCAUUCCCUGGGCUGUUCCAGCGUCGGCCCACCCCCAUCACCAGCCCGAACCCCUCCAACAACAAGAGGAUCAAGAUUGAGAAGGAACAGCUGGAGCUUCCCCCAACCAUUCCCCUUAUCUCCCCAGAGAAUGUCUACUCACAGCUCUUGGCUGGCUACGCUGCGUCACGCCACUUCAUCAGAGAACCCUUCUUGGGAUUCACAGAUUCCCGUCAGUCGCCGUUCGGCACCUCCUCCGAGCACUCCUCCUCAGAGACGGGGAGCCUUCGAUUCUCCACCCCGCCUGGGGAACUGAUGGAAGGAGGGAGCGCCUCGGGCCGAAGCGGAAGCAGCACUCCCCAUCUCCUGCGGGGACCUGGACCCGGCAGGCCCCCAAGCUCUAAGGACAGGAGGAACGACACCUGUGAGUACUGUGGCAAGGUGUUCAAGAACUGCAGCAACCUGACAGUGCAUCGACGCAGCCACACAGGGGAACGACCCUACAAGUGCGACCUGUGCAGCUACGCCUGUGCCCAGAGCUCCAAGCUGACGCGCCACAUGAAGACCCACGGGCAGUUCGGGAAGGAGGUGUACCGCUGCGACAUCUGCCACAUGCCCUUCAGUGUGUACAGCACGCUGGAGAAACACAUGAAGAAGUGGCACGGGGAACAUUUGAUGGCCAGUGAGGUCAAACUAGAGCAGGCGGACAGAGGUUAAGCCAGCAAACAUUAGUUUAACAGCCGACAGCGUACACAAGCAAACUCUCACACAUACACACACACACACACAUGCAAACACAAAAUCCCUAUAACCACUUCUUCAGCUAUGGGGCUUGGCUGGAAAUCUCUCUCUUAAAAAAAUGAGACUGAUUGAUGUUCAUGUUUUUUUCUUGUCACAAAAACUGCCACCUGAGAAUAUAAACAAAGGGAAACUUUAAUGAAAACUUGUCUGGAACGCCGUGCUUGGUGUUUCUUGGCAAACUGUCUGAGGAUUUUAUCAGUUAGGAAUCCAUGGAGCCUUUCUACUGUGCAAUAAUUUCUGUAUUUAUUGGAUUUUUGUAAUGAUAUUUGGCAUGUGCAGGUACAUCUUUGUGGGAUUUCAUAUGGAGUUAGUUUUAAAAUGUGCUAAACAUUUUUUUUUUCUAAAAUGAGAUAACUGGAAAGGAGUCACCCUUAAUACAAAUUUUCUUUUUUUUUUGUUCCUUUAAGGAAGCUUAUUAUCAUGUGAGAGUAAAAUUGUGUGAAGCAGUUAGCUUUUAAAAGUAAAAACAAUUGUUUUCUAUAUUAUGAACUGCAGCAGCGGACUACAAUCCAUUCCCUCAAACAGGCCUAAAGCACUGAAUGUCAGCCUGACAAUAAAACACGAUGCUGGAUUUAAAAAAUCCGACAUUAUCUUAGAGACCUGAUUAGUUACUUUAAAUUGAUUCAGGGAGUUUGUCCUUUUUAAAUAUUGGCUUGUGACUAAUUAUUUUCAAAUGCAGUAACUGUAUUGCCGUCCUUGCUUUAGUCAGGACGUAAAUAAAGGUUGCACUUAACGGAGGUACCCUUAACUGAUGCUCAGUACAUUCCCAAUGUAGGAUUAAACCACCCUAUUUAAUACGAUGAAUAAGUUAAGACUACUUGUGAUUGAUGUGAGAAGGAGAACAGUCCUGUUUAUGUUUGUAAAUAUAUUCUUUUUUAUAUGUUAAAGUAGCCCCGACUGUACGUGAAAGACAGCCUAAAACUAAACAAUCAGAAGACCAGCUGCUUGCAUCAUCCACAGUAUAUGCUAAGUGUAACUACCAUUCAUUAUUACUUUUUCAGACCCACCUGAUUAACCCGCCCACUCCCCCAUAUGUUCAACUAAAGCUACUUCAACAAUUGCAACACGUCUCAAUCAUCGUCCAUCUCCCUCCUGUCUGGCGUGGCCGCUCUCUCUGACCCGGGUUGACUCCCCGUGUCCCACAAAAUGUUUCCAAAUGAAAUUCAUAUCAAUGUGUGUGUUAGCGUGUGUGUUUUCUUCUCUCUGCAGCGUGCUCUAAGCCUCUCUCCGACGGCGUCUUUUCACAGUUCACUAGCUCAGAUUCAUGCAUUAGAGCGGCUUUUAAAAGGGAAGCCUGUUCAUUCGCCUCACAAAGUGAUACGGGUUUAACUCCCAGUAACAGAUUCUGAGACAGUGUGCGUGUUCGUGACUUUUGGGGAUUACAGUUUUUUAUUUUCUGCAUCGCUCAUCCUGAAAUGAAUCUGGCUAUAUGAGUUAUGAUAAUUUUUGAGCACAGCUGCAAAAGGGGGAAGGCCAGGCGACCUUGGGUAGGGGCUAUAUUUAUAGUAAGAAUGAAAGAUUGGAACUGAGAAAUGAAGAAAGAAAUGGAGGGAGGAAGAGAGCAAGACCUUGACCAGACAGAAGAGUCAUUCAAAUGAAAUUGGAAGCAUAUGAAAAGUGAGGGAUUUUUUUGUACCUAAAUGCACAUCUACUGGCCACAUCUUAUAACGUACGGUCAGAGUGAGACAGCGAGCGUGAGAGGGAGGGAGACAGCAAAGCCACAUGAAAGGAGAUUGAGACUCAUCUUUCAUUUUAGUGCUGCAAUUCUCAAUCACCAAAAUCAUCUUCACUUGAAAGUUUGACCUGCUUUUUUUGCCCUUUGUCUGGUUUCCAUCUGCCCCAAAACAUACUUGUUUUCAUAGAAAAAUCAUUAUUACUGUAUCUUGAAUGCAAAUUCCUCUCUUUGUGAUAUUUUUAAGAAAGGAAAUGAUGUUGAGGUCACAGCAGCACUCCAUAAGCUAUUCAAUUGCAACCUAGUUCAGUACUUUUUUUUAGAGAAAUAACACAAAAAGAGAUAGUCUGAAGAGCUGCUUUCAGCUUGCUUACACAUGUUGAUGCAUGAGUGCAAAAAUCCAGAUCCUUUUGUGAACGCACAGUGUAUUCAUACGAGGGAAACUCAGUCUGAGAAUCAGGCCAAAAAGAGCCAUACAGCUACAAAAUAUAUCACCUUCCAGUGACGACUAGUGCAACCCUGAGAUCUAAAUCACACAUGGACAUUCAGUCUUACGAUAUGUUUACAGUGUUGAAGUAUGCCAUUAAUGAAAUACUCUGUGUAAGUGUUUAAAAUGAUAAUAAAGUAUUGUUUUCUCCAAUGUUCUUUCAAAUGUUUUGAAUGCCAUAGCAGUUUUGUAUGAUUAUCCUGGUGGAGGGAUUUUAUCUUCAUGGAUAUGUUUCUGUAUGAUUACUUGUUCACUGUAAGGGAAGACAAUUUUUAAAAUGUCAUGUUGCAGAACCAUGCCAAUUUUUUUUCCUAUCAUGAGUGGUGUCAUUAUUGACCUUUUGUUUCCUCCAUUUUUUUUUUUUUUAUUUAAUUUUUUUUUUAAUUCUGUUGUUGGUUUGGUGAAGCUAUCCUUCAAGGAUGUAAAACAAAAUGAUUAAAAAGAUUAAGGAUGAUCCUAAAGGAAGAACCUUCGGCAGGGGAACAUGAUGCUUUGCAGGAACGCUUUCCCAAAUCCAUUCUUUGAGACGUUCAUGAACUGUGUGUUUUUUUUCCUCAUGGUCGGUUGAAGGUCUUGUGAUGGCACUUACAACUGUAAUUUUGAAUACAUUUUCAUAUUUCACUUUUCACAACUUUCACUUACACUCUUUGUACAAAAUAGUUUCCUUGGUCUUUUGGGGGGGAGUGCAUCAUUGUGAAAAAAAAGUGAUUUCAGAACAGUACACAUCUGCUGUUUUGGACAUAUAUGUAUUUUUGUAAUGUGUUGAAAAAUCAAUACAAGAAAGCCAACACUUCAAUAAAUGUUGCAAUUGCUCUAUG